Molecule: messenger RNA, 363 nt
Organism: Emiliania huxleyi CCMP1516
Lineage: Eukaryota; Haptophyta; Isochrysidales; Noelaerhabdaceae
Exons: 2
Coding region: 1-363 (120 amino acids)
Source: RefSeq, a predicted model, not a curated record
AUGACCGACUCGAACGGCUACCAGCAGCACAUCGUGAAGGUCGCCGUGCCGCUGCAUGACGACCCGGAGCACAAGCUCCGGUACUGCGCUGCCCACCCGCCGGCGCCCGACACGAAGCUGCAGCUGGUGGCCGGCGCGAGCGCGUGCUCAGCGCAGGCGUGCGAGUGCAGGCUGGACUACCUGAAGCUCGCCGCCGCCGCUGGGCUCUCCGCGCGUGAGGAGGCGCGCAGGCUGGUCCAAAAAUGCCGCAAGACGCUGAAGACGGAGGCGGCGGCGCGCAAGACGGAGGAGGCCGACGCCGAGAACGACGAGAACGACGAGAACGCGUCCUCGAGCCAAGGCUCGAUGGCGGAUGGGUGGUAG